AGGAAGCAGCACGCGCGCCGCGGUCCGCAGGGAUGGCGAAGAAGAGCUUAUCCACAAAAACUCUGAGGGCCUUUUUCUCCCGGAAAGACGAGCCCGCGCAGGCGGACUCGCCGCGGGACGAGGCCGAGAGGAGGAAGAAGUUCACCUUCCCGAAGCUGAAGAUGAAGGUGAAGGACCCUGCUGCCCGGAGGACGGCCAGCGAUGGCCCGCAGCGGCUCAGUGUCGGAGACCCCAGGACUCCUUCAGAGGACCGAGAGACCAACAACAUCGCCUCGGUCAGAAAGUCAGCUACUAUCAACAGCCCCUCAGGCAGAGCUAAGGGUAAAGAGUUCAGCUACUCCGAGUUGGACCUCCGCAAGCCCAGAAGGAUCGCCACCUUCUCCUUCGGUCUGAAGAAGAAGAGGAAGGAUAGUGGGAACAUCUCAAAGAGCAGCUUUGGUCUCCACAGCUCUGAAAUGGAGAAGGAGAGUCCCAUGGAUCUGGAUCAGACCCACACAAAGACUAGAUUCAGCGUGUCUCAACCAGAGCUGGACUCCAGUGGGACCUUUGACAUCCCCUCCCUUCCCCCUGUGGCUUCAAACCAGGCACAACCUUACUUCACCCUCCCAGACCGUCCACCCGCAACCAUCCAGGCCCAACUGGCAUUAAGGGACCAAUCAGAACGAAGGGAGCACCUCAGGAGCGGCUUCCAGGAGAAGAAGCUCCGAGCUCCAAUCGCCUCAGUCCCGGAGCUGCAGUUGAACGAUUCCGUCUUUUCAGAGGAGAUGGAGACCGUAUGGCUUCUGCCUCCAUCAUUCAGCAGUGAUGCCAGAUCUGCCAGCUCCCCCAUCACCUCAGAUCCACCCGACGACACCGUCCAACAGUCUCACAGAUCAACCGAGCCCACUGGCACCGCCGCGUUGGGGGAUCAGCCAGAUUCUCUGAGCAGUGACUCCUGCAGACCUGGUCCUGCUCCAAAGACCAUAAACGUCCCCCCUGAUGCCCCUCGAGGCCCUCAGACUUUCACCUCCAGUGUUAAGACUCAUCCAGCGCCCUCCAUGCUCCAGACACUGCAGGGAUGUCCAACAUCCUCACCUCAUUCUUCUUCCUGUGAGAGACUUCCCUCAAACCAGACCUGGACCUCAUCUCUUUGCGAGAACGUGCCAAAGCCCCCCCAUGGGCCAUCUUUACCCUCUGAGAGGAACGAUGCUACUUACUCUGAGCUGACCUGCUCCCCUCCAGAGCCGGAUGCAGUUACCACCGCUGCCUCAUUGGGUCAUCGGCCGGCUUCCUCUGACUCCAGCAGCGUUGGCUCUGCUCCACGAGCCACCAACCCCCCCCCAGCAGCUAGUCCUGCUGACCUAGAGGCGGUUCAUGGAGCUCUGUACACGUCUCUGUUCCCUCCAAGCUUCACUUCUAAGAUCACGACUCGUUCAGAGGACACCAACCCUAAACCUGUCCUUCAGUCUUCCAGACUUCCCCUAAACCAGACCCGGACUUCAUCUCAGCCUCACGAUGUCGCAGAACCCCCCAACGGGUCAUCUUCCCUCACUGAGAGUGUGAACGCCCCUGACUCUGAGCCGUGCACACCCACCGCUGUCGGCUCGGCUCCACCCUCCAUUGGUCAGGUUACCGCAUCCGCCCGCAGAGGGAUCCUCGUCAAGCAGCUGACCACAAAGCUGAGCUCGCCUCCCACCCACAAGAUGGACCCCCCCAACGGUGCGGAGGGGCUUUCCCAGGGUCCCGGGCAGAUGGAGGAGGGCAAACGGCCUCUGAGUCCGCAAUACCUGAGCGUGGGAUCGGACGACAGCGGCGCCACGGAGGUGUACUACAGCGCUCAGGAGGACACUGGGGAGGACAGUGGCGGCGAGGAGACGCCCGGCCACAGAGGGGCGGCAGCGGAGCAGCUUGGGAGGGAGGAGGCUCACGGGGGAGCUCCAAUGUCACAUGAUCAGCUCCUAGAGGUUCAAGGGAAAGAAGAAGCCAGAGAGGAGGGAGGAGGCGAAGACGAGCUACCGAGCUCACCGGUUCUGCAGGUCAACAGGCUGCUGGAAUGUGACUCCGCUCCACCUACCCCCAACCUGCAGAGGGAGGGGUCGGAAACAGGAGCCGGGUUUUCCCAGGGCCUACAGGACCAGUUCAGAGACUGUAGGAAUCCUAGACACCUGCUGGGUGCUUUAGCAGAAGAGGAUGAAGAUGACAAAGAUGGCCAUGCCCACACCAUAGAGGGGGUGGAGUCAAUCUCUCAGCAUGUAGACAGAAAUGCUGCAGAGUCGCUACCAGACGAACCCGCAGCCCUGAAUCCAGAUACACGGCCUGACGGACACGCUCAGGACGAAGCUCGGCUGGAGCACAGGACUGUGGUGGACCAGGACCCGGAGGACAGGAUGAGUUAUGGCUACAGCAGGGUGGCCCUGCCCACGGAGGCGUCGCCGCAGCAACACGUCCUUUACCUGAUCCAGGAGUCGCAGGAGUCCGGUCCCGGAUCAGAGUUCACCUGGAGGAACAGGUUCGAGGGCGUGUCUCCGUACAGAUCCCGCUUCGAGUCUGCGGAGGAACGCGUUGCCCCCGACGACAGCUUGACAGGGCAGGGGAGGAGCUCGGUGGAGUGGGCGGAGCUGGCUGCUCCUGCAGGUGAGGGAGAGGCUGAGGCAGCAGAUGAGAUAAAGCCCCGCUGGGACUCGCAUCAGCUCCCCGACCAAGACGAGUCCUGCACCUACACCGGGCUGUUCAAGGCAACCCUGGUGGACCUGGUCGAGCCUGCAGCCCCCACCACCCCGGACUCCCCCCUCCAGCUGGACAUGGACAGCCUGGUGGACACGCUGAGGAGCAUGGGCCCCACUCUGAGGCCCAGGAGCACCCUCCUGCGCCCGGUCCCCACAGGCGCUGCGCCCGCCCUGCCCCCCAUCUCAGAGGACCAGGACACCGUGGACCGCCGUUUCAGUCUGCCUGCUGACCUUGGACUGAAGAGGAACGCCGUCAGGGACAACAGGUCCCCCCUGGAGCUGAUGAAGAGCAGAGAGGAUCUUCAUCCUCCGACGCUGAACGGAAAUGGAGUUCUGUCGCCGCCCUCCAGCUCGCGUCUGGAGGGCAGCCUCCUCUUCGGGAGCCUCAGGUCCCCGUCGGUCGACUCGGGGUCGGACGGGAAGGCCCAACGUACACUCUUCCGCGCCGCCUCGCUGCCGGAGAAGGACCUUUCCAGCGAUCGGCUCAGUACAGGGUCCAAAACUCCUGCUGAGGUGGAACCGGUGGGGUCCCGUCUUGAGCGCCUCUCUUUCCUCGUCAACUCCUCUUCAUCGGGCUCGCUGACUGGAACCGAAGACUCCAGCAACCGUCGCAUGAGCCGGCCCCCCUCACUGAGCUCAGGCUCCCCCCCAGCCAACGCCCCCAACGCCCCCAACGCCCCCACCAGCCUCCAGAGGCCCCCCUUAUCUUUGUUAAGCCAGGGCCUGGGGGUCCUGGCAGGCCCCGUCCUGCAGAGGAGCCUCAGCAGCGAUGGGGGCCCCGCAGGUGUCCACAGUCCACUGUUCGGCAGCAUGCAUGGAGGGUCUCAGUUCCAAAGCCAACCACCAGAACCGGAACCGGAUCGGAACCUGAUGUUCAAGUACCGAGCGUUCCCCGACGCCUACCUCACCAAAGAGAAGGAACAUGGGAAGCUCAAUCCUCGUCCUGGAAAGAUGUACGUCUUCGACCGUCCGGGGAUGUGCGGCCAGAGGAUUGAGAUGCACAGUGAUGUCACCGACGCCACUUCCUGGGAACUGCAGGAAACCUUCUCCAUCAGGGUUGUCAGAGGAGGGUGGGUGUUGUACGAGAAACCUAACUUCAAAGGGGAGAAGAUUGCCCUGCACGAGGGCGACACAGAGCUCACCUGCCCCUUCAGGACCCUGGAGGAGGAGCCUCAAAACGGACAGCAGGAGGGGGAGGGGCAGAACGGACAGACGAGUGACGACCCGGUGGAGAAGAAGCCGGCUCAGAGGUCCAUCAUCGGAUCUGUACGCCGUGCAGUCAGGGACUACAGUGUUCCAGAGAUCAGUCUGUUCCCAGAAGAGAACGCCGAGGGGAAGAAGGUGAUCUUCAGGGACACUUCAGAGGACGCCAGGAUCUUUGGUUUCCCCAUCAAGGCCAACUCCAUCAUCAUCAAUGCUGGACUCUGGCUUGUGUUCUCGCAGCCCUUCUUCCAGGGCGACCCACGAGUCCUGGAGGUGGGGGGUUAUUCCAACCCGGCAUCCUGGGGGGUUGAGCAGCCUUAUGUGGGUUCUCUGCACCCCCUCAAAGUGGGCGAACCUACAGUGGAAAACAUGAGCGAACCAAAGAUGGUGAUCUAUGACAAACCGUACUUCUCCGGGAAGUCGCGCAUCGUCACCAUGGACAUGCGGGACUUUAUAACCAGGACAGACCGGCAGCAGACCGCCUUCAUGUACAGUGUCGGCUCACUCAAAGUCCUUGGAGGAGUAUGGGUGGGCUACGAGAAGGAGGGGUUCCGCGGACACCAGUACCUGCUGGAAGAGGGGGAGUACCAUGACUGGAGGACAUGGGGGGGCUGCGACUCCGAGCUUCGCUCUGCCAGGGUCAUCCGAGCUGACUUGACAGAUCCAAUGAUGGUGAUGUUCGAGCAGCCCGAGGAAGAGGACAGCCAGUCGGAGGAGAACACGUUUGAAGUGACGGAGACCAUUCCAGAUGUGGAGCUGUUCGGGUUCAAAACGUCCACACGCUCCAUCAACGUGGUCAGCGGGGCAUGGAUUGCCUACUCUCACGUGGACUUCUCUGGGAACCAGUAUAUCCUGGAGAAAGGCUUCUACAACAACUGCGCCGACUGGGGGACCCAGGACGCCCGGAUCUGCUCGGUCCAGCCCAUCUUACUGGCUCCAAAGGACGUCUCGGGGAACCGACAUGAGAUCAUCCUUUACCCCGAGCCAGACUUCCAAGGGGAGUGUAAGAUCUUUGAAAACCACCAGGAUGCGCUGGCGGACAGAUUCCUGACCAGGUCGAUUCGAGUGGCAGGAGGAAGCUGGGUUCUCUAUGAAGACAAGAACUUCUCCGGGAACCUUUAUGUCCUGUCUGAAGGAGAGUACCCGAGUCUGGCCAGUAUGGGCUGCCCCCUUACUGCCUCCAUCCGCUCCGUGAAACCAGUGCCAUUGACUUUCUCGGUUCCCUCCAUCUCUUUGUUCGGGCUGGAGUGUCUGGAGGGCAGAGAGAUCACCAUGGACACAGAGAUCACCAGUAUGCUCCAGGAGGGCCUGAACAACAACGUCCUGUCCAUCAGAGUCAACAGCGGCUGCUGGGUGGUAUGUGAACACACCAACUACAGGGGGCGCCAGUUCCUGCUGGAACCAAUAGAAAUCACCAACUGGCCCAAGUUCAGCUCUCUGCAGAGGAUUGGCUCCAUGUAUCCGGUCAGACAGAAGCGUCACUUUUUCCGCAUAAAGAACGUGGAGAGUGGUCACUUCAUAUCCGUCCAGGGCGGUGUGGACGAGAUGAAGUCGGGUCGAGUGGUGGCGUCUCCAGAGGUGGAGCCGAUGAGUGACAUCUGGUUCUACCAGGAUGGGCUGAUUAAAAACAAGAUGUCACCCACCAUGAGCCUCCAAGUCAUGUCAAACGUGGAGCCAGCAGCAAAGGUGCUUCUUUGGAGCGAGACCCGGCAGCCGAUUCAGACCUGGACGGCCCAGAUGGAGGGCCUCAUCACCAGCCUGACGUUCCCCGGAAUGGUGCUCGAUAUCAAAGGUGGAAAAUCGUACGACCGCGACCACUUGGUGGUGAUGCCGGAGAGCGACGACAGGCCAAGUCAGCGUUGGAAGAUACAGCUUCUGUAGAUUUUAUACCAGCUCCAGGACGCUCCAGGAUGCUCUGGGAUGCUACAUGAAUUUUUUUUUUCCCACAGACAUUAUAUUUGGAAGCUUUAAAAGACUUUACUGUAUCUGCAGCAGGGAUAUCACAGAGCUGAAAGCUCAAAGUAGCUGGAAAUCUGAGGACAUUCCAGGACAUCUGAGAAGAUUUAAGGAGGUCUGAUGAUAUUCCAGGACAUCUGAGAAGGUUUAAGGAGGUCUGAGGACCUUGGUGAGCAUUGAGGCUGCAGUUUAAUCAUUUGAAUAUUUGAGUUUUCACACUGGUUUUAUAUUUGUUUGUGUAAGAGAGCUUCUGUGCAAUAUAUAUGUGUGUGCGUGUGUGACAGUGUGUGUGACAUAAAGAGAGAGUGAGAUGGAUAGCUUUAUGUGGUGCAAUUUCUUCUUCGUCUUGUUUAGGUCCAAAGUGUGAAGCAUUUUUAAUAUCAAAGAUUAUUAAGAUGUUCUGUCUGUAUCAGGGGGGUGGGCUUUAAUUCUGAAUAAAGAAUAAACAUGUUAAAAUGAAAGAAA
Molecule: messenger RNA, 6329 nt
Organism: Cololabis saira (Pacific saury)
Lineage: Eukaryota; Metazoa; Chordata; Actinopteri; Beloniformes; Belonidae
Gene: crybg2
Product: crystallin beta-gamma domain containing 2
Exons: 25
Coding region: 33-5789 (1918 amino acids)
Source: RefSeq, a predicted model, not a curated record